This is a messenger RNA of Parnassius apollo (apollo), 6742 nucleotides long. The record is from the annotation of a GenBank genome assembly. Lineage: Eukaryota; Metazoa; Arthropoda; Insecta; Lepidoptera; Papilionidae.
AUGCGAGUCAACAGAGUACCAGUUCCUAGCGGAUUUCGUAGCUGGAAAAGAAAGCACGGCAGGCGGACGAUUGGCUCGCUGGUUGGCACCCAUGCCUCGAGUUGAACCUUCCCUUUGUGAACUCCGAGUGCCGACUUUAGCUGUACGCCCUUCUACGCCUUUGACAUUGCCUAUCUUCAUCAGGGACCAAUAUGGGGACGCCGUUGUUUCCCCUUCGCUCAAAGUGGAGGUGGUAGUUCAGCGGUUAGAUGAUAAUACAAGCCGUAAUACAACAAACGAGAGUCGCCAUAGAGUACCCGACGUGUCCUAUCAGCCCACAGUGCGAGAUGCGAUGUGCUUCCAAGCUAUAACGAUGAUGAAGGCAUACCAAAACUACUCUUUCGAGGAGCUGAGAUUAUACGGUAGCUCGUGGUCGGAAGGGAUUGCCGCUGGUGAAAGUGCUUCAGGGGGCCGUUUUCCACCGGAACGUUUACCAGUGCACACGCAGAUUGACGGCUCUUACCUCGCCACGUGGGUUCCACGUGUCCCCGGGCAUUAUGUCUUUAAAUGCACGCUGGAUGAUCAACCUGUUGCUCAGGAAGUGUCUUUGGAAGUUCUUAAAGCAUGUGAGGAUGAAAGUGAUGAUAAAGCGGUGCAAACUGUUGGACCGGAUGGCAAUGUGGAUGCGGAGGAAAUGGAAUCGAAACUACGACGUUUUGCGGCACAGUGUAGCGCCGGGUUGCGGGUUCGUGCCAGUCCGAGUCUUCAGGCUGAGGAGGUCGGACGCGUGCCCCCUGGUGGCAUUGUCGCGUUCGUUGAAGAGGUGGUGAAUAAGGACGGCACGUGGGUGCGCCUGAGCGAAGAUUCAAAACACGCUUACGCGUAUGGAGCUGUCGGCAUUGCGUGGUGCCUACAGCAUCAUCGCCAGCUCGACCGAGUCCUGCUCGUUCCCAUCGAGCCUAGUGAGACCCAGACUGAAGAGGUCGCGGCGACGUCUUCUUACGGAAAUGGAGAUGCUCAGGCCGAAGGUCACUCGUGGCCUAAACAGGAGGAAACGGACCCUACCUCCGAUGGUGACGAUACCGAUUUUGAAGAGCGUAAAUUUCCAUUCUCCAUCGACAUUUGUAAUGACAGUGACGAGUCAUCGAGUCCUUUCAUGUUCGGUCCGGAGCCGAGCAAACGAAGCCGGAUCGCUCGCAAGGCAUCCUGCUCCAUGGCCUCACCGAGAAGCAACGGCAACAGCAAUGACUGGUGGUCGAAACUGCGACCUAGCAACAACGUAGAGGACGCCAACGUACAAGAGACGGCAAUCGUAGCUCAGUCCGAGCCCCGGGCCGCUUGCCGCCUGGCGCAGACCGGCACGCACACCGGCACGCAGACCUCGCCCGAUUGUUACGCUGAAGACGCACUCGCACACAUGUUCAUCAGGGCUGCCAAUGUACAAGAGGAAUCAAAAGAAGAAAACUCGAGUCCAAAGAGUGUAGAGAGUGUAGCCCGGGAUAGAAUCGCGACUAGAGCGCGUGUGUAUACUCGGGCGUCUCCGCCUCCGCUGCCCGCACGCGGCGUCGCUUCUACAUCAAGCGCCACGUGCACCGCACCGCCUAGGAAACAUGCCCUCAGUCCCGCACAGGCUGAGUGUUUGCGAGCGAUUUUCGCUGCUCUGCUGUGGCACGAAGGAAUCGUCCACGACGCGAUCGCGUGCGCAGCAUUCCUCAAGUUUCACCCGCAGCUGCCGAAGCAAGGCGCCCGCGUGCUGACGCGCGAUAAUGAAAAUCUUGAUAACGCCGAUAUAGAACCCUUGAAUUCAGAGUAUCCAAGCGGCAAAAAUAGUGCUUUAAAUAAUGAGGAGACAAAAUAUGACUCUGACCAAGAACCGGUAGUGUCAGAAUUAGAGCCUGACAUCCUUACUGCCUUAGGUCAAUACUUAAGUGUUCAUCCGUCUGCUUUGGAGACUCUGACUCGCUCAGGCACCGAGGCAUGGGCGACCCGAGACCGCAAGUCUGACAUAAAUGAGGCUAUUAAAGAAGAAGAUACUAUCAGCGCUGACAGCGGAUCUUCUCCGUCAGUAGUGAGCGUCCUUCCGCCCGCAUUGCGUGCAAUGGUUGCAUUAUGGGACGGUUUAUGUGACGCUGAUCAACUUGCUGUCGCUACCGACAAAUUUAAAAAAGAGGCAUCGGAGAAAAGAGAUAACGAGGACUUGCGAUCAUUCAGUGGUAUUCGUAAAAGAAAGGACUGGAAGCAGUCGACCCUUUCUAAAACACCGUAUUCAGUGCGCUGCGAGCUGUGCGGCGGGGCGUCGGUGCCGCCGCCGCUGGCCGCGCACAUGCGGCACGCGCACCCGGGCUGCCACGCGCCCGCAGCCGCCGGCUACGACCGCGCCGGCCAGUACCGACGCGCUGACGCGUCGCCGCUGCCCACCGGAUCGGCUGUCCACGCCGGGUUGGCUGUCCCCGCCGUGCCCUCCGGGUCGGCUGUCCCCGCCGUGCCCUCCGGGUCGGCUGUCCCCGCCGUGCCCUCCGGGUCGGCUGUCCCCGCCGUGCCCUCCGGGUCGGCUGUCCCCGCCGUGCCGUCCGGGUCGGCUGUCCCCGCCGUGCCCUUCGGGUCGGCUGUCCCCGCCGUGCCCGCGAUCUGCGGACAGCUAGCGCAAGCUUACCAACUCUGGUAUAUCUACUGCGAGAAAUGUCGCGAAAAAGCGCUUCGGAACGCGUCUUCUUUAAAACAAACCAAGACCAAAGUGGUAGCGGAGACCAGCUCUCGCACGGAGCCCGCAGCCGAUCAUUACGUGAUGAAAGAAAACGCAAUAUUUUUACUUGACGUCGCACCGCUUACAAAUAACGAGGGUGGUGGCGGGUGGGAGGCGGGCGGGAGCGGCUCGCGGGGCGGGCGGUCGCCGCCGGGCAGCGCGUGGCAGCCGGCGCCACCGUUUCAGUGCCUGGCCGCGCUGGGCGCCGAGCCGCGCCCCGCAGCGCGCACCCCGCGCUACCACUCGCUCGGCCGCCCCACGCACGCGCACGUCACCACCGAACAGGAGUACAAGCGCGAGGGGCGUGAAGGGCGCGAGGUGGGUGCGGGGCGAGAGGCGGUGGGCGCGCAGUGGCCUCGCGUGCACCGCUCCGUGUCGAUGGGUCAGGCGGGCGGGCGCGGCCUGCUCGCCGCCGACUGCCCGCCGCUCGCCUAUGCUGACGCACCCCAAGACGCCGAUACCUACUCUGCCUCAGCUGGUUCAUCUCUGCUGGCGCAACCGAGUGCAGCCCUCAGACGUCUUAUCGGCUGCGGAGAUGAAAACGAAGGCACAGUUUCUGCUUUCGAAGCCCCAAAAGUGGACCUCGCAGCUCUGUUCCGUAGUCCCGUGCUUAAUUUCGUACUUUCACGGCGGGACUUAAACGCACAUCGAAUGAAAAUGGAUGCUGCUGCUCGGAUAAAUACCGUACGACAGUAUGCUUGUGAGGCUUUAAAUUGGCUGCUGCGUUCGGCGACGCAGCCGAUAUGUGUUCAUGAUGUCAUGUGGUGGUUUUGUGAAUCGCUCUCGCAAUUCGCUAGUUCUAUGCCGCCAACAUUCGUUAUGGAGGAUAAUAAGGAGGAGGGGCAGGCGACACAGCGCGAGGUGCGGUGGCCGACAGCGCCGCGCACGUGCGCGCUGUGUCCGGGCGGGCGCGCGACGCGCGGGCUGCGUGGUGCGCUGCACGCGCUGCUCGGCUCAGUGAGCGCGCUCGCGCCCGCGCUGCGUCCGCCCGCCGCGCCCGCGCUGCAGGCGGUGCGCUGCUGGGCGCUACACUAUGCGCCGCACGAUCGUGCCUUCUUGCACAGAUCACAAGUGUUUAGCGUGAUCAGCCGCAUCCUAUCACACGGAGAAGACGGCGCUUAUGAAGAAGGCGUGCCCGGUGCCUUGCAUGAGAGUUUUCACAGCUAUAUCAAUAAGGAUAACUUUGUAUGGAGGUGUAUGGAUGUGACGGGAUGGUGCGAUAUCACGGUAUCCUCACGCCAAGGCAUGGCUGGUGCUCUAACUGAUGGCAGUACCGAGACCUUCUGGGAGUCCGGGGACGAAGACCGUAAUAAGGCUAAGUGGAUCCAAAUCGCAUGCCCCAGUAGCUCGCAAGAAGACCGACCGUACUUAGUGUGCUUGCAUAUUGACAACACCAGGGACGCUGUGAGCAAGACCCUGCUAGCGUCGUUCUUAUUCAGCUGCGGCUCAAAUGAAAUGGUCUACAUGCAGGAUUCUGAGAUUGAUCCCAAGAGUGUUACCUGGGUUUGCUACGCUCUGCCUCGCAUUGCAGGCGCAGCGAUAAGGGUGCGUUGUGAAUUACGCGGGCCCGAAGCAGCGGUGCGUGUUAGACAAGUGCGUGUGCUUAGUGUGCCCACACCUUAUUCCACUAACUCGAUGCCAACGCACGCUUUGCAGUCUCUCGUGGAGCAGGACACAUUGCGUGUAUUCCGCCUGCUUACUUCUCAGGUGUUUGGCAAACUGCUAGAGUGGGAUCACACUGGUACUGAGUCUAAUGACGGUACCGUAGCCGCGGAGGACACAAUUGCAGAUGACAGCGACUUACGGGAGCACGUUGUCGGCAUACUCUUUGCUGGACAUAAACUCACCUCACUACAGAGACAGGUGAUGACACACAUCGUGUGCGCGAUCCGUUGCGAAGCUAUACGCGUACGCGAUGACUGGGAAACGGCACUUUUAUGCGCGGACGUGGCCGAGAAAACUGAACGGUCUGAGCAAACAGAGCGAACUGAGCAACCUGAGCACGCUGAGCAGGUUGAGCAGAUUGAGCGGGCUGAAGAACCGCCACUUUCCCCUCCACCGCAGGAUAACUACUGUUUUGAGAUGCUUUCACUGUUACUGGCUCUAAGCGGGAGCGCGGUUGGACGAGCGCAUCUUGCUCAGAGCAUCGAACUGCUCACCAAUUUGCUUUCUCUGCUUCAUACUGGAAGUGAACGUGUCCAAAGACAGGUGAUAUCACUGUUACGUCGUAUGAUAACCGAAAUCUCACCGCAGAGAGUUUCGAUGGCCAUUAACCUUGGAGUCGAUUUGGAAGCUAGGGUGUCUUUUCUAGACCAUAUUGUGUGCUACUUGGCCAAAGCUAUAACAGUGCAAGUGAAGGUUAAGGGCUCUGGUGCCCCGGCACCCGGCAUGGUGACGAUGGGCACCAGUUUAAUCCCAGUUACGCCAGCUACUUGGUUCAUGAGGGGCAGCACCACAAAGAAACACGCGCAUCUAGUCUCUAAACUGCUUCUAGAUAUGGCUGAGGACAAAGUGUCGAUGUCGUGGGGGGAGGAGACUCGCAAAGCGUUGGCCACGUACGCGUCGCAAGUGGCGCAGGUGAGCGAGGCGGAGCGGCGGCCCGACCGCUGCAUCGCCUCACCCACCAUGUGGCUGGCCCUGGCCGCGCUCUGUGUUUGCGAACAAUCCUACAUCGAUCUUUUGCAGAGCGCGUCCGCCAGCGAGGCGCGCAUUGAGGCGGAGUCGCGGCCGCUGUGCGUGAACCACGACGACGGCAGUACGGCGGCUGUGGUGGAGUGCCACGCGUGCGGCGCGCUGUGCGCCGAGUGCGACCGCUUCCUGCACCUCAACCGCGCCGCCAGGACACACCACCGCCAGAUAUGUAAAGAGGAGGAGAGCGCAGUGCGAAUCGAUAUUCACGAGGGUUGCGGCCGCGCGAAAUUAUUCUGGCUACUUUUGCUGGUUGACCGGCGAACUCUCAAGGGCUUGGCGGAGUUCAGAAGUUUGGAUACGGCUUGCGACGGUCCAAGCUAUUCGGGGGGUGAAGGUCCGUCGACUGGAUUCGCUGGGCUGGCAGGAACGUGUCGAUUCUGUGGCACUCGCAGUUCUUCUGGUCUUCUCGCUAUUGGGAAUGUGUGCGCCGACGAGCAAUGCCAAGAGCACAGUCGCGAUGCGUGCACGCACGUACUUCCGUGCGGGCACGUGUGCGGUGGAGUUCGAGGCGAGUCCACUUGUCUGCCCUGCCUCGUGGGUUGUGCCAGCGGAGAGGGCACCAUUCCAUUGCGCCAAGAUGCUGACGAUAUGUGUAUGAUCUGCUUCACUGACCCACUGCAGGCUGCGCCGGCCAUACAGCUUACAUGCGGCCAUGUAUUCCACUUGAACUGUUGCAAGAAAGUACUCGCCAGCAAGUGGAUUGGACCGAGGAUUACCUUUUCCUUCUCGCAGUGUCCCAUUUGUAAGGAGGACAUGAACCACUGGACGCUGGAGGAGUUGCUGGCGCCGCUGCGUCUCCUACGCGAGGAGGUGCGUCGCAAGGCACUGAUGCGCCUGCAGUACGAAGGGCUCGGCGACACGCAGGGCCGCUCCGUCGACGACCCGGCUGCGUACGCGAUGGAGAGAUAUGCGUACUACGUGUGCCACAAGUGCGGCAAGGCGUACUUUGGCGGGCUGGCGCGCUGCGAAGCAGAGGCGAGCGGGCGUUGGGAUCCGGGCGAACUGGUGUGCGGCGCCUGCAGUGACGUGACCGGCGCGCGAGUCUGCCCCAAACACGGCUCCGACUUCCUCGAGUACAAGUGCCGCUACUGUUGCUCGGUGGCAGUGUUCUUCUGCUUCGGUACUUCGCACUUCUGCAACGCGUGCCAUGAUGACUUUCAGCGCGUUACCAACAUUCCCAGACACCUUUUGCCCCAGUGUCCUGCUGGCCCAAAAGGCGAACAGCUUCCUGGUUCGUCGGAAGAGUGUCCGCUCCACGUACAACAUCCCCCUACCGGCGAAGAGUUCGCAUUGGGUUGUGGUGUAUGCAGACACGCACAAGCAUUUUAA